GCUGAAGGGAAUGAAAGAGGAACAGUCAUAUCCUGCAGCUUCCUGGCUUUUCUUUCCUUCUCCUCCCACCUCUUUUCUGUCGCGCCUGCGUAUAAUGUUGCUGCAGGGGCCUUGCGGAAUAAUGAUCCUGGUGCAGCUGCGUAAGGGGGAAAGGAUUGCAAGACGGAGAGAUGCUGCCAAAUAGUGAGCUGUUUCAUAUUACAGGUGACAUCACUGUCUAUGGUGUGGGUGUCUCCCUGAUCCAUUUCCAUUUCUGUCUGCUAAUAUUCUAUGGACCCAGCUGACCAGGUGCAGGUGAAGAUUACAUACACACAUUUCUUUAAUCUGUGAAAUCCUGUCUGACCUCCAAACUGGCGAUGUCAAGGGUACCGAGUCCUCCUCCUCCGGCAGAGAUGUCAAGUGGACCUGUUGCAGAGAGCUGGUGUUACACUCAAAUUAAAGUGGUCAAAUUUUCCUACAUGUGGACCAUCAACAACUUCAGCUUUUGUCGGGAGGAAAUGGGCGAGGUCAUCAAAAGUUCAACAUUUUCAUCAGGAGCUAAUGAUAAAUUGAAAUGGUGUUUGCGUGUGAACCCAAAGGGCUUGGAUGAAGAAAGUAAAGAUUAUCUUUCACUCUACCUGUUACUGGUCAGCUGUCCAAAGAGUGAAGUCCGAGCCAAAUUCAAGUUCUCCAUUCUGAAUGCAAAAGGAGAAGAAACAAAAGCAAUGGAGAGCCAGAGAGCCUAUCGGUUUGUGCAAGGCAAAGACUGGGGAUUCAAGAAAUUUAUUAGAAGAGAUUUUCUUCUGGAUGAGGCGAAUGGGCUCCUUCCAGAUGACAAGCUCACUCUCUUCUGUGAGGUGAGUGUAGUACAGGACUCUGUCAAUAUCUCCGGCCAGAAUUCCAUGAACAUGGUGAAGGUACCUGAAUGCCGCUUGGCUGAUGAGUUGGGAGGCCUCUGGGAAAACUCUCGCUUCACGGACUGCUGCCUGUGUGUAGCAGGACAGGAGUUCCAAGCUCACAAAGCCAUAUUAGCAGCACGUUCUCCAGUUUUCAGUGCAAUGUUUGAACAUGAGAUGGAAGAGAGUAAAAAGAAUCGAGUUGAAAUCAAUGAUGUGGAACCUGAAGUUUUUAAAGAAAUGAUGUGCUUCAUUUACACGGGGAAGGCACCUAACCUGGACAAAAUGGCUGACGAUCUGCUUGCAGCUGCUGACAAGUACGCUCUGGAACGCUUGAAAGUGAUGUGUGAGGAUGCUUUGUGCAGCAAUCUGUCUGUGGAGAAUGCAGCAGAGAUCCUAAUACUGGCUGAUCUACACAGUGCUGACCAGCUAAAAACUCAGGCAGUUGACUUCAUAAACUACCAUGCUUCUGAUGUCAUGGAGACUUCAGGCUGGAAGUCGAUGGUCGUGUCUCACCCUCAUUUGGUGGCAGAGGCAUAUCGUUCACUGGCCUCUGCACAGUGUCCCUUUCUGGGACCCCCACGCAAACGGCUGAAGCAAUCCUAAGGCUGGCUCCCCCACUGCACAAUCCUCUGUCUCUGGUUUUUUUUAAAAAAAAAUGAAGUAGCAACAGAAGCAGUUGCUUCUCCAAACUUGACCACCAGGUAGACAAUGCAACCUGUGGAGCUUUUUACUUUGUUGUGGGUGGGCUGGGGUGGGUUGGGUUGGGGGGAAGAGUGCUUUGGGACAUGCAGACUUUUAAACAAAACAAAAACAGCACCAAGUAAACUUUGGGGCAAACAGGGGAUAGACUUUGGGUAAAGGGGACUGUUCAGCCUUCUGUUGCUGCAUUGUCUGUGUGUUUUCCUUUGACUGGCUGAGUCAAGAACUUACGGGGUUGGCCAGGCAUCCAAUUCCACCAUGUUAAAUGGAAUUUAAGGUGAUAAAAGACAACAAGAGGCUUCUUCAUCUGACAGCACAAAAGAAGAAGUUGGGCAUGCUUGGAGCAAAGAGGACAUUCUCCUUUGUUUGGGGAAUCAUCCGGGGAAUGGGGGAAGUGAGUUGGUCAUGGCAAAACAAAUCCCAUGAAUGGGGGCAUCAGUGGAAUUUCUGUUGAAAGACUUUUGAAAGAAGGAGAGACCUUCCGACCCGACUGACAUUCUGCAUUUACCGUCCAGCUAUGAUGAGAUGAUUGCUCUUCUUGGUAGCACUUGUACAUGAAUUGGGGGGGAAAAAAGAGAGAAACGAGUGAAGACAGCUUGUCAAAAUGGCAGCUUCUUAAAAGUGCUGAUGAAGGGACUGCUUGAGGAUAUACUUUCUGGAAGACGUGGAUAGGAUGGAGGCAGCCAUUAUCAGCUUUCAGGAACCGUUGAGGUUCUUCUUGGUUUGGAAUGAGUUAUCCAAGAACAAUGGUUAACUGUUUAGAUAUCGUGGGAGCUUUGUUCUUCUGGUACCUCUUUUCCUUGCUUCGUUUUUUUGUUCUCAACUCCUGUGAUUCCUCCUCCACCCACAAACCUUUUUCUUUGUUUCGUUUUUUAAAGAAAUUUUAUUGUUCAUGAA
Messenger RNA from Candoia aspera, 2474 nucleotides. RefSeq names its product speckle type BTB/POZ protein (gene SPOP). Gene Ontology annotation, biological process: proteasome-mediated ubiquitin-dependent protein catabolic process; regulation of proteolysis. The record is from RefSeq and is a predicted model, not a curated record. The coding region runs from base 357 to 1481 and encodes 374 amino acids. Gene Ontology annotation, molecular function: ubiquitin protein ligase binding. NCBI's taxonomy places the organism in Eukaryota, Metazoa, Chordata, Lepidosauria, Squamata, Candoiidae. Gene Ontology annotation, cellular component: nucleus; cytoplasm. The transcript is spliced from 11 exons.